AUGAAGAUAGAACUCAGUGAGGUCACCGACUAUACAGUGUGGUCAGCACACAAAGCCGUGAUGAGGGGCCAGUUCAUCAGGCAAUCAGCGUACAUAAAGAGACAUCACCAGACCACCCUACUAGAAUGCCACAAGCAAAUAGCGAUAAACACAGCCCAAAACAAGAAAACACCCACGGCAGCCCUAGCAGACAAAUUAAGAGGUCUGUAUCAGGACCUAAAUGAGCUCAACGCCCAAAAGACCCAAUAUUUCCUACAUAGACUAAGAGCCACCACAUACCACCACAGCGGCAAGGCAACUAAAUACUUGGCCAACAGACUAAGAACUAAGCAGGCCGCCAAUAGAAUCCCACACCUCAUAGGACACACAGGAGAAAAACUCAUGAACCCCAUGGACAUAGUGCAGGAAUUUGCACACUUUUACAAACAGCUAUAUAACCUAAACACAAGUGGGGGCGCAACAGCUCCAGACACACAAUCUAUUCGCAGUUACCUACAGGGUGUGGAACUCCCCAAACUAGACCAAGAAUCAGUGAGCGCCCUACUAGAACCGAUCUCCAUACAGGAGAUCCAGACGGUAAUUAAGAGUCUGCCCUCGGGCAAAUCCCCGGGCGCAGAUGGCUUCUCAAACAGCUAUUACAAGACAUUCAUAGAUAUACUAACCCCAAACCUGCUCAAGGUAUACCACACAGCGACUGAAACAGGAUCCCUUCCCCCUGAAAUGCUGGUGGCCACAAUAGUGACACUCCCGAAACCAGACAAACCUACGGACAGCUGCAAAAAUUUUAGACCUAUAUCCCUCCUUAAUACAGACGCGAAGAUAUAUGCUAAGAUAUUGGCCAACAGACUGGCACCCAUCCUCCCAACUAUCAUAGGAGACGACCAAACAGGAUUCAUCAAGAGUAGGCAGGGUAGGGACAAUACUAGAAAACUUUCCUUGGUGCUGGAAAAAAUGAGGGGAUCAGGACAGGGUGGGCUUUUAUUAGCCCUCAAUGCCGAAAAGGCGUUUGACAGAUUGAAUUGGUCAUUUCUCGAACACACACUUCAAAAAUACGACAUCCCCUCCGAAUUUAUUAAACAAAUAUUAGCUCUGUACGCAGGCCCCAUGGCCCGAGUGCUGCAAGCCGGCUUCCUCUCAGACCCGUUCCCCCUGACAAACGGCACGAGGCAGGGAUGCCCUUUAUCACCGCUGUUGUACGUCCUGGCCCUAGAACCACUACUAGUCCAAAUUAGAAAUCAAGAGGGUAUUAAAGGAAUAGAGCUUCACGGCAGGGAAAUUAAAAUUAGCGCAUUUGCAGAUGACAUACUCCUCUGUGUCACUGAGCCUGAACAGUCGACCACACUCAUUUUAGAUCUCAUCAGGGAAUAUGGCAAGAGAUCUUACUACUCUCUCAAUGCCAGUAAGACACAAGCGUUGGGAGUGCGGCUUAAUCACCGAACCCUGACUGUCCUCAAAGAGAAACACCAUUUUGAGUGGAGAACAGGUACAAUAAAAUAUCUAGGACUGACCUUUACGAAAAACCCUACAGAGACCUUCUCGGCCAACUACGUUAAGGUGAGGGGAGAAUGCCGCCAAUUGAUGAAGAAAUGGGGCACACUGUUUCUGACCUGGACAGAGAGAGUAGCAACCAUCAAAAUAUCCAUACUUCCUAGGCUCCAAUACCUGUUUCGCAACCUACCGAUUCAGGUACCCGCAUCCUACCUCCGAGAAGCUCAAAGAGACAUGAAUAGAUUUGUGUGGGGGGGUCAAAAGGCCCGAGUAAAGGGUACACUGCUACGAGCACCAGCGAGAAAGGGGGGCCUAGCCUUACCGGACAUUAAGUCAUACUACCAAGCAGCAACGCUAGCAGCGCUUCUUCCCCAUUUCACAACCACAACUACACUGCAGUGGGUGCACUUAGAAAAACUAGCGGUCAAGCCCUUUGACAUUCCCACCCUACUGUGGCUUCCAAAUCGGUUUAGACCAGAAGUGACACAGAUGCCAGCACAGAUAAAAAUAGCACUAAACACUUGGGACAAAAUCCGACACAAACACCCUAUCACCGGCCACCCCGCUCCAUACUAUAACGUAUUGUAUCCCAACCAUCAACGCAAAGCCCUGGAUGACAAACGGGGUCACUCACCUGUGCCAAAUGUUCACACAGAACACACUAAAAACUUUUCCAGACUUACAGGAAGAAUAUCGUGUACCAGCGGCCUCUCAAUUUUCCCAUAUGCAACUAAGCUCGUUUCUGCGUAA
This is a messenger RNA of Pelobates cultripes (western spadefoot toad), 2238 nucleotides long. The record is from the annotation of a GenBank genome assembly. NCBI's taxonomy places the organism in Eukaryota, Metazoa, Chordata, Amphibia, Anura, Pelobatidae.